CGGCCCAGUCGCCAAACCCGGAAGCCCUUGCGGCUACCCCGCCCCCUCGCAGACCUAAUCUGCUGGCUGCGGUGCUGGUGCGGACAUCCGGGGGACGUCAGGCCCCGCGCCCCUACCCAUCCACCUGCGCAGGUGGCGCUCUCCACGAGCAGUCGUCCCGGCGCGCUGGGCCGCAGCGGGCUGAGCAGACCCGGCCAGCUGCCAGUGCAGACACCUUCCAGGAUGUACAUGCGGGUGGAGACCCGCACCAGCUCCUGUCUCCAUCUGAAGAGGGCUCCAGGCAUCCGGUCGUGGUCCCUCCUAGUUGGCAUCCUGUCGACUGGGUUGGCUGCUGCCUACUACAGUGGAGAUAGUCUGGGUUGGAAGCUCUUCUAUGUCACAGGCUGCCUCUUCGUGGCUGUGCAAAAUCUGGAGGACUGGGAGGAAGCCAUCUUCAACAAGAGCACUGGGAAGGUCAUUUUGAAAACGUUCAGCCUCUACAGGAAGCUGCUGACCCUUCUUAGAGCAGGCCAUGAUGAAGUGGUGGUCCUGCUGAAUGACAUCCGGGAUGUGAAUGUGGAGGAGGAGAAGGUCCGCUACUUUGGGAAAGGAUAUAUGGUGGUGCUGCGGUUCUCCACAGGCUUCUCCCAUCCCCUCACCCAGAGUGCAGUCAUGGGGCACCGCAGUGACGUGGAGGCCAUCGCUAAGCUCAUCACCAGCUUCCUGGAGCUGCACCGCCUGGAGAGUCCCUCGGAACGGUCGCAGAGCAGCGACAGUGAGGUUGAUGUUCCUGGCAGCCAGAGCUGACAGGCCCAGGGUGGCCAUGGGUGAGCACCAUCCACAGUAUCCUCUUGGCUUCCCACAGCGCCUUAUCUGAGCAGCCCGUUGCAAGGCUCCUGGCAGGUCUUGGACGCCUGCCUGUGGCUCCCAGGGCAGCAAGGACAGACUGCCUGCCUUGGCCUGUUCACACUCCUGGCUCCAUUCUGCCCAGAGCCGUGCUCAUAACCCAGGGGGCUCAGAAGUCACCACCCCUCCCAGAACUAGACAGCAGCCCUGGCCUGGGCAAAGUGGAAUGUGGAGGUGAUAGACAGCAUGGCCUGGCUCAUCCCAUGGACUCUGAAACAGAAGGACACCCAGACUUUCUCCAGCAUGGGCCCAGGGCCUGCCCUGCCCACAGCCAGAGGCUUUGCCAGCCCUGGGCUUUUGGCAUUAAGUUCUAUUCAUAAUAUGAUGGCCACAUGCCUGUGCCUGUGGGGAGAGCCAGGCCUCUCUGGAUACUGAUGCCAGCAUGUUGUGCUUGGAGAUCUUGGUGCAUCCUACCCUUCCUGGUUGCAUGUCCUCAGUUGUUAAGAUGGACCUGACCCUGGGCAGGAUGCCUGGGCACCAUGGACUGUGGGGGCUGCAGUACUCAGACUGUCUCUCCCCAAGAACCCCUCUCCCUUGCUGACCCCAGGGAAACGAACAUACUAGCUGCCUGCCCAGAUGCUUGCCUUAGCUCACCAGACUGCAGCAUAGUUGCUGCCCACAACAGGACCACUGACCUCCCACCCCGGCCUGGGCAAGGAAGGGAGGUCACUUCUUCAAGCAUCUUGUGGCGUCUGAAGACCACAAGCUCUUCUGCAGAGACCCCGCUCCAGCUCUGAGCCCUGGAACCUGCAAGUGCAGACCCCGUUCCUGGCUUUGGCCAUCUGUCACAGAAGCUGGGAGCCAGGCCUGAGAACUGGGGACUCCUGGUCCCUGGUCAGCACCCACGAGGCUGUGCUUGUAGGCACAGCCAGGCAGAACUAGAGAGCCAGAGCAUCCCUGAGACACAGGUUUGAGGCUGCUUUGAGGCCACUGGCCCUGGGCUGGGCAGGAUGGUCAGGCUAGUACCUUGGUGAAAGCAGGCCAGAGCUCCUGCUUGGAAGUAGAUGCCCCUCAGCCAUGAAUUGGGAAAUGUGGCACUUUAAAUGUACAGCCCAGUGCUGGCUGUUAAAUGGCUGAAUCUGGGAGGUUUUUCUUUCCUAAAAAGAAAUGUGUGAAAUACAGCAAGUGAUGUCUAGCUCAUCGGCCUAUGGCUUCAUUUUCUUGAUGAUACUGGGGGUUGAAGCAAGAGUCUUAUAAAUGCUAGGCAGACUUGCUUUACCAUUGAGGCACAUCUCAAGCCAUGUUUUCAGUUUUAUUUUGAGACAGUCUUGCUAAGUUGCCCAGCCUGGCCUUGAUCUUGUGAUCUUCCUGCCUCAGCCCCCUGGAUAACUAGGAUUACAGGUGUGUGCCAUCACAUCCAGCCUCUGUGCACCUGAAUGCUUCAACUGAGGGAGGAGCAGUUGCUCUAGAGCCCAUUCCCUGGCUGCAGGGUGCUGUCUUGGCCUUCCCUGCAGGGAUCUUGGGGCUGAGGCUCAUUCCUCAGUGAGAGAGAGGCCAACUGCAAACCAGGAAGCUGGCAAAAAACCCGAUUCAAGUUUUUGUUAAUGGGACUUGCAGCCUGUAGUAUUUUUAUUUCAGAUGAAUUAAUAAAGUUCUACAUGCACAUCA
This is a messenger RNA of Chinchilla lanigera (long-tailed chinchilla), 2493 nucleotides long. RefSeq names its product chromosome unknown open reading frame, human C17orf62. Bases 223 to 786 code for a protein of 187 amino acids. The transcript is spliced from 7 exons. Lineage: Eukaryota; Metazoa; Chordata; Mammalia; Rodentia; Chinchillidae. The record is from RefSeq and is a predicted model, not a curated record.